This is a messenger RNA of Boleophthalmus pectinirostris (great blue-spotted mudskipper), 4857 nucleotides long. Its product is annotated as band 4.1-like protein 3. Lineage: Eukaryota; Metazoa; Chordata; Actinopteri; Gobiiformes; Gobiidae. Gene Ontology annotation, molecular function: actin binding; structural molecule activity. Gene Ontology annotation, cellular component: cytoskeleton; plasma membrane. The record is from RefSeq and is a predicted model, not a curated record. The coding region runs from base 242 to 2206 and encodes 654 amino acids. The transcript has 19 exons.
GGAUUCUGCCUGCUUGAGCCUCUGCUGCUGCUGCUGCUGCUGCUGCUACUGCUUCUGCUAAAAUAAUAGCCCGGCUGUGCAGAUCUCCCACAAUUCUCCUCUCCUCGGACGCACGGAGGAGCAUAGCGUGAUAGGCUGAGGGGUUAGCACGGAGAGGGGAACUACUGCAGCAGAGGAGCUGAUCACCGCUGUCAGGAAUCCCACCUCCACCACAGCGACGACUCUCAGGCUUGACUGAACCAUGACGACAGAAAGCGGUCCAGAGUCUGCGCCAAAGCAGCAGGAGAAGGAGAAGGAGGAGAAGGAGAAAGCCAAAGGAGCUUCUCAAACCAGCUCACCCCAAAACCAACCCGAGCUCCCGGCUGCCGUGGGACACAGCACCCCGGCCCACAAGGAACAGGAUCAGCCGGAGGAGGACCUCGUCUCCCAUCAGUCCUCUACUAGUCGUCUGUCCCGCUCUCCGCUCCGAGGUGUGAAGAAGGUGAAGAUCAUGCCGUGUAAAGUGACCCUGCUGGACGGGUCAGAGUUCACCGUCAAUAUCGAGAAACGAGCCAAAGGCCAGGUCCUCUUUGACAAAGUGUGUGACCACCUGAACCUGCUGGAGAAGGACUACUUUGGCAUCACGUACAGAGACGUCGAGAACCAGAAGAAUUGGCUAGACCCCUGCAAAGAGCUAAAGAAGCAGAUCAGAACUGGACCCUGGAACUUUGCUUUCAAUGUGAAGUUUUACCCUCCAGAUCCUUCCCAGCUCAGCGAGGACAUCACCAGGUACUACCUGUGCCUUCAGCUGCGUGACGAUGUGGUCUCCGGUCGGCUGCCCUGCUCCUUUGCCACUCACACGGUCCUGGGCUCCUACACGGUCCAGUCUGAGCUCGGAGACUACGACCCCGAGGAGCUGGGCACGGACUACAUCAGUGAACUACGCUUUGCACCAAACCAAACCAAAGAACUGGAGGAGAAGGUCAUGGAGCUUCACAAGACCUACAAGGGCAUGACACCGGCCGAAGCGGAGAUGCACUUCUUGGAAAACGCAAAGAAGCUGUCCAUGUACGGCGUGGACCUGCAUCACGCCAGGGAUUCUGAGGCAGUGGAGAUCAUGCUGGGCGUGUGUGCCAGUGGACUCCUCAUUUACAGAGACAGGCUCAGGAUCAACCGGUUUGCAUGGCCCAAAAUCCUCAAAAUCUCCUACAAGAGGAACAACUUCUACAUCAAAAUCAGGCCGGGAGAGUUUGAGCAGUUUGAAAGCACCAUCGGGUUCAAGCUCCCGAACCAUCGCGCGGCCAAACGUCUCUGGAAAGUCUGUGUUGAACAUCACACAUUCUUCAGACUGGUUUCCCCUGAAGCUCCUCCAAAGAAGUUCCUGAGUUUGGGCUCGAAGUUCCGUUACAGCGGGCGGACUCAGGCUCAGACUCGACGGGCCAGUUCUCAGAUCAUCAGACCUGCUCCUCUGUUUGAACGCUCCACCAGCAAAAGAUACAACAUGUCACGCAGUCUGGACGGAGCUCCCAUCUCAGAGAACCACGAGUCCCUGAUGAAAGAUGGCGGCGCUGGGGUCGUUGCUAAGGGCGACAGCAUCAUCACCACGGUAACGACGGAGAAGGAGGAGGAGCGGUCCGAGCAGGAAGAACAGGUCCCGACCGAGGCCCAGACCACCGAGGCCCAGAGCACAGAGGCAGUGACUGUCAGGCCCGAUACUAAGGCUAAAGACGAGCCGGCUGCAGAGGAGGCGAUGGAGGAACCCAAAGCCACAGAGACAUCACCAGUUGUAGAAGACAAGACCGCCAUCGCAGCAGAGUCAAAACCAGAUCAAGUUGAGUCCACAAGUCCAACGACUGUUGAAAAUGACGUGAGCACCAAAGAGAUGCCUCCCGUGGUCCACACAGAGACGAAAACCAUCACCUAUGAAGCAGCAGAGGCGGAGACGAACGGUGACGCAGACCCCGGAGUGUUGCUAAGCGCCCAGACCAUCACCUCGGAAACCACCAGCACCACGACGACCACUCACAUCACGAAGACGGUGAAAGGAGGAAUAUCAGAGACAAGAAUUGAAAAAAGAAUCGUGAUCACGGGAGAUGCAGACAUCGACCAUGAUGAGGCCCUGGCCCAAGCCAUAAAGGAGGCUAAAGAGCAGCACCCAGACAUGUCAGUGACCAAAGUAGUGGUUCAUAAAGAGACAGAGAUCACGCCAGAGGAAGGGGAGGACUGACACAGGAGUGACCAGAACGCCAUCUUCUGUCCAACUUCUCAACUUCAAACCUCCAAAAAUACAAACCUAACUGUGCAUCGUGCGCCGGGACUAAAGCACGACUUGGCUUUGUAAGAACCGCAGCCCGCGCUAGUCGCCACCAUACACCUGCAAAACCAACAAUAUCACCUUUAGCAUGAAAAGGACAAAACCUGUGCAAAGAAUACUCUCCGAAACUGUACGAUCUGAACAAAAAAGUGGUUUCAAAAAAGUGGAGCCAUCUCUUUUUUGCUUUCACUGCCUUAAUAUGACGUUGAUGCAAUUUUAUGAUUACUGAAAAUAAUAUUAAUUGUAGCUGCAUUUUUAUUUAAGAACAAGCCAUCACUCCAGUUUAAAGCCGCACCGUGUAACUUUUCCGGCGUAGGGGGGUCUGCCGCCUGCUUGUCGCCAUGGGGAUGUUGUUGUUUUUGACUGGGAUGUUCCACAGUAUGGUAUUCGACGUACUUGUUCUCCAUGGAGGCAAGCAGGUUGAGGUGCAGGUCGGAUCUGUGGAGGGGUGGACCGGCUCACUGUACGACUGUCUGUUUUUCAAUGCGUUUUUUUGCAAUAAAAAACACAGACCGUUCUAGUUGCCACGUUCAAAAUAGAAGCUCUAGUGACAAUUUACUUAUUUUAACCCGCUCUACAUGAUCCUGGGGUUUUUAUUUUGCAAAUUUGUCUCUGAAUUAACACAGAAACAUCAAUAACAGACCAAUCCGGUGCCUUCUUUCCCCAAGGUUGCUUCCAACAGGUUUGACUGACAGCGUUGCUAAGCGAAAGGGCGUACCCUCAACACCCUCGCUCCUGAUUGGUUCUUUGAUAGGGUGACCAGAUGUGCCUCUUUACCCAGUACAGACCCAGUUUUGAGCCCUGUGUCCCAGUUUUAUACAAGGAAUGUCCCUAUUUUUGACCAAUUUGUUACCCACCAACUGUAAAGAGGCCAAUAUAUUGUGUUUUUCUUUUAGCUAAAAUACAGAAAAACAUGCCUGAAAAUGAGCAGGCAAAAAAAAAAUUUCCUUCGAUGAAAUACUAGGGGUGUAACGGUAUAUAAAAAUCACGGUUCAGUACUUACUUCGGUUUUGAGGUCAUGCUUCGGUUCAUUUUCGGUACAGUAUGGGAACAAAAUGUAAAACCAUUUGCUUGUUGUUUAUUUGUGUUUUUAUUAAACCAACUGUUUGUUUUAACAUUAUACAAAUGGUACAUUAAAAUAAACGCAAAGUGCUGCUUGGUAAUACUAAUAAGUUAAAUAAAAUAUUCUCAAAUAAGCAACAAAUGUAUGAAAUGUUAUAAAAAAUAAAUUUCUUGUAAACAGUAAACAAAACUUUUCAAAAAGUAAAGAACAGAACAGUUCCAGCUUGACGUUUUAUUCAGUCUUUAUAUUUUUGGCCAGAAAAUCCAACUUGUCCACAUUGUCUGCAGUAAGAGCAGAUCUGCUGCAGUUACAACGUCCCCAGCGGUUGUAAAUACCCUUUCGCUCGGGACAGAGAUCACGUGGUUCAGAGGGACAUAGUCAAGGCGCGGGGCAAUUGUUAUCAAGGCGGCCGCCCUAACUACAAAGCGCUGCGGGAAACACUGCCACCCCAAUCACGGACGAGUUCCCUUGUGAAUAUUAAAGAGCAGAGCCGUCAGUGUAGCUGCACAUGUAGUGGAGGAAUGUAAACACACACAAACUGCGCAAACUCACUCGUGCACAAAACAGCACCAAACCGAACGUCCUGCACCAAAACAGUUCGGCACGAAUACUUGUACCGUUACAUCUCUAGUAAAUACUGACAAGUGUGAGUCGAGUAAGGACAACGUAAAUGCUCUUUCCACAAUUUUACCGACCAUCCCAACCCGGGUGUGUCCCAGUUUUUAAUUUUGAAUAUCUGGUCACCCUACUCUUUGGGUUUGCGCUCAGAUUUCCAAAAUAUGGUCAGAAUAUCCGCCGUAACCGCUCAUUUGGUUUGGCGACGUCACGAUUGUUUUAUGCAGUCUAUGAUAAAAACUCUGCGGGAAAAAUCUGUGUAAUGCCAUACUGCGGAACAUUCCAGGCAAAGCAAUAACAUCCCCAUAGAGACGAGUAUAUACUGCAGACCUUCCGCCCGAAAAGUUACCCGGCGUACCUUUAUAUUUGCUAUAGGCUGUGUGUAUAUGUUACUAUAAGCAUAGACUAUUUAACCUCCGCUGUAGAAAAGUGCCAACCUUUAUUUUGCCAGCGUGCAUUGCCUCACUCCUUUCUGUCCAUAGGGGGCGCUACAACGUACACCAAAAUCACUAUACAGUAUGGUCCUGCAAUGUACAUAUCAGAGCUUAUCUAGCAAACGGCAAAUUAGUCUUGACCUAUUUUGAUUUUGUGGUAUUUUAUAUAUUUUCGGAUCAUUUUAACAUAUCUUAUUUGUUUUCCAUUUUAUUUGUUUUGAAAUUCCCACUAAUGCCAAGGAAUCAAGCUGGAUUUUAAUGUGCCUGUGCAAGAAUAUGUUUCGGAGGUUGUUAAAAAAAAAAAGCGACCUCUGGACAUAUGAGCUUUUAAACUGUGUUCAAAUGCAUCUCUCACCGCCGCCCACACGACCACGUCCCCCACACCACAGCAGCCAACGCAUUGUUUUCAUUUGCUGUUCUUCUCAAAUAAAAUCAUGACCACAAUACUAAAA